CCAACCCCCGCAAAGAGCAGAGGGAGGCGGGCUCGCCGGAGCAUCACCGUCAGCGCCGCCGUCGCCGCCAUGGACGUCGUGUCGCUGCUGCCGUUCGCGCUGGCGCUGGUGGCGAUCCCGAUCUCGCUGGCGCUGCUGGACCGGCUGCGGCUGGGGCGCAUCCCGCCGGGGCCGCGGCCGUGGCCCAUGGUGGGGAACCUGCGGCAGAUCAAGCCCGUGCGGUGCCGGUGCUUCCAGGAGUGGGCGGAGAGGUACGGCCCCAUCGUGUCGGUGUGGUUCGGGUCGUCGCUCAACGUGGUGGUGUCGACGUUGGAGCUGGCCAAGGAGGUGCUCAAGGAGAACGACCAGCAGCUCGCCAACCGUCCCCGGAACCGCUCCACGCAGCGCUUCAGCCGCAACGGGAUGGACCUGAUCUGGGCGGACUACGGCCCGCACUACAUCAAGGUGCGCAAGCUCUGCAACCUCGAGCUCUUCUCCCCCAAGCGCCUCGAGGCCCUGCGCCCCAUCCGCGAGGACGAGGUCACCGCCAUGGUCGAGUCCGUCCACCGCGCCGUCACCGAGCCAGGGAGUGAAAAUAAGCCAAUCUUAGUGAAGAAUCACCUUGCUAUGGUGGCCUUCAACAAUAUAACAAGGCUAGCUUUUGGUAAGCGGUUCAUGAAUGCAAAUGGUGAAAUUAAUGAACAAGGGCGUGAGUUUAAGACUAUUGUCAACAAUGGAAUCAAGAUUGGUGCAUCUCUUUCUGUUUCUGAGUACAUUUGGUAUUUGAGAUGGUUGUGUCCACUUAAUGAGGAGCUUUACAAGACCCACAAUGAGAGAAGGGAUCGGCUGACCAAGAAGAUCAUAGAAGAGCAUGCGAAGGCCCUCAAAGAGAGCGGUGCCAAGCAGCACUUCGUGGAUGCUCUGUUCACUCUCAGAGAACAGUAUGACCUUAGUGACGACACAGUUAUUGGACUUCUAUGGGACAUGAUCACUGCUGGAAUGGACACAACAGUGAUAUCGGUCGAGUGGACGAUGGCGGAGCUGGUCAGGAACCCCAGGGCGCAGAAGAAGCUGCAGGAGGAGCUGGACCGUGUCGUGGGGCGCGACCGCGUCAUGUCGGAGACCGACUUCCAGAGCCUCCCCUACCUGAACGCCGUCGUCAAGGAGUCGCUCCGGCUGCACCCGCCGACGCCGCUCAUGCUCCCCCACAAGGCCGGCACGGACGUCAAGAUCGGCGGCUACAACAUCCCCAGGGGCGCCAACGUGAUGGUGAACGUGUGGGCGAUCGCCCGGGACCCCAAGCUGUGGAGCAACCCGCUGGAGUUCAGGCCGGAGCGCUUCCUGGAGGAGACCGUCGAUAUCAAGGGCAACGACUUCCGGGUGCUGCCGUUCGGCGCCGGCCGCCGCGUCUGCCCCGGCGCGCAGCUCGGCAUCAACCUCGUCGCCUCCAUGGUCGGCCACCUCGUCCACCAGUUCGACUGGUCCCUCCCGGCGGGCACCCGGCCGGUGGACGUCGACAUUAUGGAGUCCGCCGGCGUCGUCACGUUCAUGAACACGCCGCUGCAGACCAUCGCCAAGCCUCGCCUCGACAACCCGCAGCUGUACAAGAGGUUCCCCGCCGACAUUUGAAGUGAAACAGUAGCACAUCACUUGCUGCUUCUGCUGGUUAUACGGUUACAGACCUGCUGCUUUCACCCCCACUAUAGCUCAUGUUAUUGUUGUAAAAUUUGAGGAGUUAACUGCGUAAAGUUGUCAACGAGCAUAUCGUUUUGUAAUUUGUACAAUAUGCCCACGUACUUAAGGUGUCUUGUCCAGAUAGAAUUCUCUUACACAGUUAACACAGCAAUAAUCACUUUGAUUUAAUCUGCA
Molecule: messenger RNA, 1848 nt
Organism: Oryza brachyantha (malo sina)
Lineage: Eukaryota; Viridiplantae; Streptophyta; Magnoliopsida; Poales; Poaceae
Product: cytochrome P450 98A1
Exons: 3
Coding region: 70-1608 (512 amino acids)
Molecular function (GO): heme binding; oxidoreductase activity, acting on paired donors, with incorporation or reduction of molecular oxygen; monooxygenase activity
Source: RefSeq, a predicted model, not a curated record